Molecule: messenger RNA, 1811 nt
Organism: Thlaspi arvense
Lineage: Eukaryota; Viridiplantae; Streptophyta; Magnoliopsida; Brassicales; Brassicaceae
Source: the annotation of a GenBank genome assembly
CCGUUUUCUAACCGAACCGAGACCGAUCGGUUUGAUCGAAACUGAAUCGGGGACUCAUAAAUUUGGAUUGGUUCGGUUCAUCAUACAGAGAGUCCUAGAAAUAGAAUGGUGGAAGGAAAAAUCGGAAAGCGGAAGAAGAAGAAGAGGGAAGACGGGCAUGUGUCGAGAGAGAGUCCGGCUGUUUAGGAUCUCAAUCUGCAUAGCUUGAGCCUAAAUUACUGAUUGAGCCAUGCGGGGGAGCUUCGCCGUUACAAAAAUCUGAGAAGAAGGUUGAAUGAUUUGCUGCGGAUUGAUGUGGAAAUCCGGAGGAGAAGACUUGCAAGGUUUCUACCCAGUUCGACCAGAAUGUCAAGCAGAUGUUCCAAGGACCCGAUUCAAAUCAAGGGCUGGAAAAACUCUAAGUGCGAGAAGAUGGCACGCGGCGUUCACUGAAGAUGGGCACUUGGAUAUGGAAAAAGUGCUCAGACGUAUACAGCGUGGAGGGAUUCAUCCCUCCAUCAAAGGCGCUGUUUGGGAGUUUCUGUUAGGGUGUUACGAUCCAGAUAGCACUUUUGAGGAAAGGAACAAGCUCAGGAAUCGGAGAAGGGAGCAGUACGGUGCAUGGAAAGAAGAAUGCAAGCAAAUGGUUCCUGUCGUUGGUAGCGGAAAGUACGUCACGAUGGCAGUGGUUUUAGAAAAUGGGAAACCAAUAGAUGACUCUUCUGUAGAAAAUCAAGGAUGGGUCGUUAAAAACACCGUCACGGACGAGAGAGUGCUCCAAUGGAUGCUCUCAUUGCAUCAGAUCGGCCUCGACGUUGCUAGAACAGAUCGGUAUCUAUCCUUUUAUGAGAAUGGCGGUAAUCAGUCAAAACUAUGGGAUGUUCUUGCCAUAUAUACGUGGUUGAAUCUUGAUAUCGGUUAUGUUCAGGGAAUGAAUGAUAUAUGUUCCCCAAUGAUAAUCCUCUUUGACGAUGAAGCCGAUGCUUUCUGGUGCUUCGAGCGUGCAAUGCGAAGACUGAGAGAAAAUUUCAGGGCAACAGCAACAUCAAUGGGUGUCCAGACUCAGCUGGGUGUGCUCUCACAGGUCAUUAAAACCGUUGAUCCUAGGCUCCAUCAACAUCUAGAGGAUCUCGAUGGUGGGGAGUAUCUGUUUGCUAUUCGGAUGUUGAUGGUACUUUUCAGGAGAGAGUUCUCAUUCCUCGACUCAUUGUACCUUUGGGAGAUGAUGUGGGCUAUGGAGUAUAAUCCAAACAUGUUUGCAACAUACGAGGAGCUAGAGAACCGAAACAACGCAGCAGAGGAUCCCAAGUUGCUAAAACGGUAUGGAAAGUUCGAGAGGAAGUACGUGAAAAGCAACAGCGGACAGAACGAGCAACAUCGCAACACGCUCGCUGUUUUCGUGGUCGCGAGCGUUCUUCAGACAAAGAACAAACGUCUCUUGAAGGAAGCCAAGGGUCUAGACGACGUUGUUCAGAUACUAGGAGACAUCGCAGGUAAUCUUGACGCGAAAAAAGCGUGUAAAGAAGCUUUGAAGAUCCAUGAAAAAUUCCUGAAAAAGGCUAAUAGGCAAUGAAGAUUUGCUUCCACACUUUAUAUACUGAGAAAUAUUAAUACAGUUGAUUUUUUACAUCGGAAAGUUGUUCAUCGUCGGCUUCUCUUGAAAGAUUAUGGAAGGAGAUUGAUGAAUGAGUCUUUUCUUUAUAUAUUUGUUUAUCUUGUUACUUUUUAUGUAUUUGUAAGAGUGAAACUUGGUGAUACUUUUCCUUUGCACUACAUUCGAGUGACCAAACUCUCGCAUAAAUUUAUUAAAUUAAUGAAACAGACUCUUGGCA